Tupaia belangeri chinensis (Chinese tree shrew) is the source of this 1633-nucleotide messenger RNA. RefSeq names its product tripartite motif-containing protein 43-like. The record is from RefSeq and is a predicted model, not a curated record. Lineage: Eukaryota; Metazoa; Chordata; Mammalia; Scandentia; Tupaiidae. Gene Ontology annotation, molecular function: zinc ion binding; protein binding. Bases 144 to 1517 code for a protein of 457 amino acids. The transcript has 7 exons.
UGGCUGAACUGUGAUAAUCUCAGAAAGUUAGCUGCUGCUGUCCAGAGGGCCCAGAGAAAGCAGAACCCCUGAGCCAAUUGGAUAUAUUUUGAAUAUAUUUCACUACAAAGUCUGAUGAGACCAAUUUUAGGAUCAUCAGAGAAAUGGACUCACUUAUCACACAAGCCUUCCAGAAAGAACUUACCUGCUUCAUCUGCCUGAACUACCUCACAGACCCCAUCACCAUUGGCUGUGGGCACAGCUUUUGCAGACCCUGCCUCUGCCUUUCCUGGGAAGAAGCCAAAAUUCCUGCCUGCUGCCCCAUAUGCAGGGAACCAUCGCGGCAGAAAGAGUUCAAAACUGAUAUUCGAAUGAAGAAUCUGGUGUCUAUUGCCAGAAAAGCCAGUCUCUGGCAAUGCCUAAGCUCUGAGGAACAUCUGUGUGGGACCCACCAUGAAACAAAGAAGGUGUUCUGUGAGGAGGACAAGAGCCUGCUGUGUCUGCUCUGCUCUAAGUCUCAGGAACAUGAGACUCACAGACACUGUCCCAUUGAUGGGGCUGCUGAGGAAUACCGGGAGAAGCUCUUACAACAAAUGAGGACUUUAUGGGAAAAGAUCCAAGAAAAUCAGAGAAAUCUAAAUGAGGAGAGUGAUAUCACCAACCGGUGGAUGUGUUACGUGUAUCGCCGGGCAGAGAUGACCAGGGAUGCUUACUGGGCUCAGAUGAACAGAGCUGAAUAUAGGGAUCUGCAUCCUGUUCUCCAUGAGGAAGAGCAACAACAUCUAGAAAUGCUGAAAAAGGAACGUGAAGAGAUUUUGCUGCAACUUGAGAUAAGUAAAGCCAAAAUGGAGCGAAAAAAAAAGCACCUCAGAAAAACAUAUGAAGAGCUGAGGAAAAUGUGCUAUAAACCAGAUGUAGAGUUGCUCCAGGAUUUGGGAGACAUAUUGAUAAGGAGCAAAUCUGUGCAGCUGCUCAUUCCCCAGCCUGUGAACCCGGAGCUCAGUGCUCAGCCCAUCACUGGACUGAGAGACAGGCUCAACUGCUUCCGAGUAGAGAUUUCCUUCAGUGAUGAAAUACCCAGUCACAGUAUCAGCCUGUUUGAUGUGCGAAGUUUGUUCAGGCACGACCAUCAAGGCACAUCUGUGAAUUCUGACAGAUCCCACUAUUUAGCCACGUGGGGUACCCAGAGAUUCAGCGCUGGGAAACACUACUGGGAGCUGGACGUGGACAACUCUUGGGACUGGGCUCUAGGGGUCUGUAAGGAUUCCUGGACAAGGAGCAGUGGCUCAAUAUCUGAUUCUGAAGAUGCAUUUCUCCUUUUGUGUGUGAAGGACGAUAAGCGUUGCAAUCUCUUGACCACCUCCCCAAUGAUUUGUCACUACAUAAAGAAACCCCUGGGCCAGGUUGGUGUAUUUCUUGAUUUUGAGAGUGGAAGUGUGAGUUUUCUAAACGUUGCCAAGAGCUCCCUCAUAUGGAGGUAUCCUGCUGGCUCCUUCAGUUUCCCUGUUAGGCCUUUCUUUUACACGAGACAUCUCUGAUGGGGGAUUUCAGGAACUUGACUAUAUAUCUAGGAACUCCCUCUCUGAGGCCACCUUUCUUAGGCGAAGAAAAACAGUAAUACUGUGCUGUCUUUUUUUUUUUUUCUCUACUUUAA